AUGGCUUACCGGGGAACAACAUUCGCCCUCAUCCUCCUCCUCCUGGUCCUUUUACCACACCGCACGGAUGCCCAGUCUCCCUUCGUGGCCAAUGUCAACACCACCGUUGUCGUCCACCCGCCGUUGGGAGGAGGCUGGGACCUUGGCCCCGCCGAUUCGUCGUGGCGUGUGAUUGAGGGAGACUCCAUCACAGCCAUCAACAGUACCACCCCAGCUUGGUUCCAGUACACGGCGCUCACCAAUGCAAUUGCGAUCAACGUCUCGUCAGAGACGGGAAACACAAACGUGUCCUGCUUGCAAUCAAUAUUCCGCCCUGGCACGACACUGGGUACCUUUGGGGAUGUCUGGUACAACACUACGCUCAAGAGCACAGCCGCCACAAUUAUUUCUGUCGGCAACAGUCAGGAUAUAGUCUUUACGUCCGGCUUCCUUGCCGCCUUCGAGGCACUGACUGAACAUGAGAGAAAAACUGAGUCUCAAGUCACGUUCUAUGUCGUGGACGCAGUGUACAUUCCCGACAACACGACUGGCCUGGUCGGAAACCCAUACAUCCUGUGGUCGGGCGACUGGGAGCCGGCCAUCGUUCCUGAACACGAUCCAGGCCAGUUGAAGCUCUUCGGGCCGACAUAUCGCAUAGCUCGCGGAAAUGGGUCUCUGUGGUUCCCAGUCCCCGACAACACCAGUGUGAUGCUGGUUUAUGGCACGUCUGGCUUUAGCGGAGGCAAUGGCAUCGUCACCUUCACUCCGACACCGCCUGCCGCCUCCACUGGCACGAGCACGUAUCGUGCACAGUGGAACAUGAACGACACCAACGAGGUGAUAUCCAACACACCACUUGACCCAAAAAUCCAGUACAACAUGACAAUCGAGCCGGCCACUGCUGGCUCGAACCUGGUGAUAUCCAGACUCUGGUUUGGCACCGGGCUCCUGUAA
Vanrija pseudolonga is the source of this 933-nucleotide messenger RNA. RefSeq lists its product as uncharacterized. The record is from RefSeq and is a predicted model, not a curated record. The coding region runs from base 1 to 933 and encodes 310 amino acids. The transcript has 2 exons. Lineage: Eukaryota; Fungi; Basidiomycota; Tremellomycetes; Trichosporonales; Trichosporonaceae.